AUGGCCAAAACACCACGGUUUCUUACUCUCCAUUUCCUCCUCCUAGUCUCCGUCGUGAUCCUCCAACUCUCAGCCCUAACUUCUGCCUUUGGUAUCAACUAUGGAACAUUAGGGAACCUUCCACCACCGACACAAGUGGUGGACUUCAUCAAGAAAAAUACCAUUUUCGACAGUGUCAAGAUCUUUGAUGCGAAUCCCCAUAUUUUACGAGCCCUCGCAGGCACCGGAAUCAAUGUCACUAUUAUGGUCCCUAACGGUAACAUUCCGGCGAUAGUUAACGUUGAAAACGCUCGUCAAUGGGUCGCUGCCAAUUUCUUGCCGUUUCACCAGCAGACCAAGAUCAAAUACGUGUGUGUAGGCAACGAGAUUCUUGCCGGUAAAGAUGAAAACUUGAUCUCGAAUCUUGUUCCUGCCAUGCAAAGUCUAAACGAAGCUUUGAAAACUUCCGGUCUCAAAGAUAUGAAGGUGACAACUCCACAUGCGUUUACCAUAAUAGACUAUAACCAAAAUGCACCAAGCCAUAGCAUAUUUAACAACGAUCACAAAGACUUUUUUACCAAGAUCUUGGAAUUCCAUCGCCAAGCUAUGUCUCCAUUCAUGAUCAACGCCUACACUUAUUUCAUGGUGGAUCCGAACAAUGUCAACUAUGCAAUGUUUGGUCCGUCAAAUGGUAUACAGGAUACUAACACACAACACACCUAUAACAACAUGUUCGAUGCGGUCAUGGAUGCAACGUAUUCUGCUAUGAAUGCUCUCGGAUAUGGCGAUGUAGAUAUCGUUGUAGGAGAGACCGGUUGGCCUAGCGCUUGUGACGCAGCAUGGUGCACGCCUCAAAACGCUGCAAACUACAAUCUUAACAUCAUCAAGCGUGAAAAUGUUAUAGGAACACCUCUCAUGCCUAAUCGCCACAUCGAUAUCCACAUAUUCGCAUUGUUUAAUGAGGAUGGUAAACCCGGUCUAACCUCUGAGAGAAAUUGGGGGCUAUUCAAACCAGAUUUUUCUCCGGUUUAUGAUGUUGGAGUCCUAAAAGGUGAAUACCGAGGAGGAGAUGGUGGAAAUCCACCGAGCAAUGGUGGAAAAUGGUGUGUGGCAAAACAAGAGGCCACAACCACACAAUUGCAAGCAAAUAUUGAUUGGGUGUGUAGUCAAGGUAUUGAUUGUAAGUCAAUAUCACCUGGUGGAAUAUGUUUUGACAACAAUAACAUCAAGACGCGGUCGUCCUUUGUUAUGAACGCUUAUUACCAAAGCAAGGGAUAUACGAACACUGCUUGUGAUUUUCGCGGUAGUGGCAUGGUUACUACUAGAAACCCAAGCACUAGUACAUGCGUUGUACCGAACGUGGUAGGUAGUGAAAAUGGUGGUGGAAAAUGGUGUGUGGCAAAAGAAGAGGCCACAACCACACAAUUGCAAGCAAAUAUUGAUUGGGUGUGUAGUCAUGGUAUCGACUGUAAACCAAUCUCACCUGGUGGAAUAUGUUUUGACAACAACGAGAUGUGGACUCGGUCCACUUAUGUCAUGAACGCUUAUUACCAAAGCAAAGGAAAAUCUGAUAACGCUUGCGAUUUUCAUGGAAGCGGCAUUGUAAUUACUACUAAUCCAAGCACUAGAACAUGCAACGUACCAGACGGGAGGGGCGGAAGAUCAUCAAACAACAUGGAAAGUAGUAGUGGAGAUCAUGCACAUUCGAGAUGA
Messenger RNA from Arabis nemorensis, 1692 nucleotides. The record is from the annotation of a GenBank genome assembly. NCBI's taxonomy places the organism in Eukaryota, Viridiplantae, Streptophyta, Magnoliopsida, Brassicales, Brassicaceae.